This is a messenger RNA of Adineta steineri, 984 nucleotides long. The record is from the annotation of a GenBank genome assembly. Lineage: Eukaryota; Metazoa; Rotifera; Eurotatoria; Adinetida; Adinetidae.
AUGAAUUCAUCGGCAACAGUAUUAGGAAGUCAGCUCAAUCUAAUUCAGACGUAUUUGACUGGUUAUUUUAUGGUACCAGUUUAUAUGUUUGGUAAUUUAGGCAACUUGGCAAAUAUUAUUCUAUUCUUUGAACGUAAUCCUCAGUUAAAUAACAUAUGUGGCUUGUAUUUCAUCGGAUUAUCCUUAGCCAAUUUAUUGAUUAUCGAUAUAGGUGGUUUAACGCGAAGUCUUCCUUUUUUAACUAAUUUCAAUUUGGAAUCUACAUCACUUAUAUUUUGCAAAUGUCGUCUUUAUUUCGUUCAUUUUCCAUUGCUUCUUGGCCGUUAUUUUAUUUGUCUUAUUUCGAUCGAUCGAUGGAUGGUAACAUCAUCGAAUGAAUCCAUCCGGAAAAUGAGUUCUAUCAAAAAUGCUCGAUAUCUCAUUAUAGUCGGAACUUGUAUUUGUGCCAUUUUUAGUAUACAUGCUUCAAUCGGAUUCGAAAUCAAGUUUGAUCGAUGUUAUGCAUAUCUGAAUUCAAGCUAUAGUGUAUUCUUCAGUAUCUACAAUGGAUUGAGUGUUAUAAUACCAAUGGUCAUAAUGAAGAUUUUUAGCAUGCUUAUCAUUGUAAAUAUUCGUCAAAGUCGCCGCCGUAUUCAGGUUAUACCUGAAGUAACAGCUAGUACUCACCAGACAUCCACCAGACAUAUUCAACAAACUAAUAUGAAAUUCAUUCGAUUGGCUUUAAUGCAAAGUCUUUCAUUUGGGUUGUUAAAUAUUUGUUUUGUAGUAUAUGUUAUCUAUGAUUUUGCGAUUAGUGGACAAACAAAAAAUUCUGAUCAACUAGUCAUUAACGGCUUUAUUUAUGGCGUUUCAAUUCAUCCUAUUUAUAUAUUCUCGUCGAUCACAUUUGCAACAUACACAUUAGCAUCAGCUAAGUUUCGCAAAGAGUGCAUUUCUACAAGUCGUCGUCUUUGUACAAAAUUACUACGUCGUUUUAUACAUUAA